AUGAGCGUGGCGCGUAAUCUUCAGCAACACGCAAAGCGACUCAUCGCUCACACUAGUAGGCCUCGAUUCUUCUGCACCUACAGAAACGGAACCCUAUCGUCUUCGGCGACGAACCAAACUCUUCAGAGUCGGAUUGAAGCGGCUUUAGAUCAGAAAGCAGCAAUCACUACGGUGCUUGAGCAAUGGCGACAACAACAGGGGAAUCAGUUAAACCCUUCGUUGGUGAGAGGAGUCUUCGAGAAGCUCCACGAUUCCAAAAGAUAUAGUCAAGCCCUAGAAGUAUCAAACUGGAUGGUCAAUAACAAGAUCUGUAAUCACCUCCCUGAAGAUUUGGCAGUUCGAUUUCAUCUAAUCGAGAACGUUUUGGGAUUGGAAGAAGCAGAGAAGUUCUUUAAGAGCAUCCCCGAGAAUCUGAAAGGUGAAUCUAUCUACACUGCUCUGUUAAAGAGUUACGCAAAAUCGGGUGAGAAAUCUCUGAGUAAAGCCGAAUAUACUUUCAAGAUGAUGAGGAAGCUAGGUAUGCUCUUGAGACCUUCACCUUACAACUCGAUGGUCUCACUAUACAGCUCUCUCAGAAACCGAGUUAAGGUCGAUGUGAUUUUGCAAGAGAUGAAGGAGAACAACAUUGAGCUAGAUAGUCUCACCGUGAACAACGCUUUGCGAGUAUACGCUGCUGUUUCUGAUGUUGCGACAAUGGACAAGUUUCUAGCUGAUUGGAAUGAAACUACAACGCUUGAGUGGCUCACAACGCUUGACAUGGCAAAGUCUUAUGAGGGACUCAUGAGGCUAUAUGGUGAAGCAGGAGAGAGAGAAGAUGUGUACCGUAUAUGGGACUUGUACAAGAAGACAAGAAACAAGAGCAAUGAGGGAUUUAGAGCUUUGAUUGGUUCUCUCUUGAAGCUUGAUGAUAUAAACGGAGCAGAGGAGAUAUACUACAAUGAGUGGGAGUGCUCAGGUCUUGAGUUCGAUCUCCGAGUACCAACUAUGUUGAUCUCUGGCUAUCGCGCAAAGGGAAUGGUGAAGAAGGCAGAUAACCUAUUGUACAAGACUAUGAAGAAUAAAAGAUUAGCUAAACCGAUUAAUCCAUUGAUUGAGGACUGGCUGAAAAAUAGAAACCAAGUGAAGCCGUCCAACUUGAGAGACCUUAUCAAGAAUCUGUGUGACUCAAAUCAGUUAUCUAAAGCACUUGAGGUAUCAUCAUUGCUGUGUGAUAGAAAGAGUUUUAAUGUUUUUCCAGAAGAUUAUGUUACUAGGCUUCAUCUGUGUGAGAAAGUGUUGGGUUUGGAAGAAGCAGAGAAGUUUUUCGAAAGAAGCAUCCCGGGGAACAUGAAGGAUUACUCUGUCUACAACACUCUCUUAACCUCGUACACAACAUCUGACAAAAGGCUAGAAAAAGCGGAAGGCGUUUUCGAGAAGAUGAGAGAGCUAGGUUUCCUCUCAAUUCUCUCCCCAUACAACUCGAUGAUAUCUCUCUAUAUUCAGCUUGGAAAGCAAGGUAGGGCCAAGAAUCUUCUACGGGUGAUGAAGGAGAAGAAUAUAGAGCAUGACAGUGUCACGAUGAACAACGUUUUGAGGAUGUACGCAGGUGAAGAUGACGUAAAGACAAUGGAAACGUAUAAGAGAGAGUGGGUUGAUGAUGAUGAACAAACCAAGCUUGAAAUGAGGACGACUGGUGAGAUGGCAAAGGCUUACGAAAGAGCAGGGCUACUACUAAAGGCGAUGGAGAUAACUAGGAGUAAAAGAGAAGUGCAGCGUCUAUGGAAUGAGUACAGGAAGAAGGCAAAGGAAGAGGUUGAAAGAGAUACGCUUCGCCCUUGGGUGAAGAGAGAAAAGAUUAAGAAUGAAGAAUAUCGAAAUGUGAUUAGAUCUCUGUUGAAGCUUGGCGAUGUACAAGGAGCAGAAGCGAUAUAUGGAGAAUGGGAACCACAAGGACCCGAGUUCGAUAACGGAAUACCAUGUCUGCUAAUUUCUCGUUAUUACGAGGAAGAUGAUGAAGCCAAGGCAAAGGAGGUAGAGUAUUCGAGUAGACAGAAGCGGAGGCGGAUGCAGUUUAAGCUGUUCAAGGAAGACUUGAUCGGUUACGCGGCAGGGGUUGUCGUGUCUACGGUUCCUACGAUCGUAGUAUUGUUUUUUCUACACCAUCCCGACUACUUUUUUAAGUUCAUCUUAAGUACCGUUCUGUUUGCAUUGUUGAACUAUUUAACAGCCUAA
Messenger RNA from Camelina sativa (false flax), 2211 nucleotides. NCBI's taxonomy places the organism in Eukaryota, Viridiplantae, Streptophyta, Magnoliopsida, Brassicales, Brassicaceae. The record is from RefSeq and is a predicted model, not a curated record.